AUGGUUGAGUACGAAAGUUGGAAAGAACUACAAUGGAGUACUUAUGUGGGCCAGGAAGGUAGGCUAGCAGGCAUGUUGAAGACGGAAAGAACACGGAGGGUGUGUCGUCUUUCAGGUGCUCGCGAUGCGGUGCUUCUUGUUGUGGUGACGCAGAUGCACGAAAAGGGACGACGCCUAACGGGACCACACAUCACGCGUCUACAAGUCAUUGACCAACUUAUCGCAGCUUAUCGUCCUCAUGUCACCCCAGAUGUACGAGGUCAGUGUUUGGCAAGAGUCACAAGUACCAAAUACAUGUCUUCCAUCUUGACUCCCAACACCAACAAAGAAGUAACCUGCAGACUAAGGCAAUUCUCAAAAUACAACUGCCCCACCUGCAAUGUUCCCUAUUGCUCCUUAAUCUGCUUCCGCUCUGAAGCACAUUCUCAGUGCUCCGAGACGUUUUAUAAAAAGGAAAUCGAGGCCGGAAUACAUUCAGAAUCAUCAACAAAUGCUGUGAAGCGCGCACAAAUGUUGGAGAUGCUAAAGAAGUUUGAGGAGGAGAGUGCUAUCAUUGAUGAUGAGGGAUCUGGAGAUGAACAGGAUGACCCUUCGGAUCUGGCGAACAGGCUUAACUCAAUGGAUUUGGAGUCUACGUCACCUGACGCUUUGUGGACGAUGCUCACGGAAAAGGAGCGCGCGAAAUUCAUGAAAGCCUUUCAAAAUCCCACGAGCGAGUUAUCGCAACAACUUUUGGCGAGUCCGGACCUUGAGAAGGAAAUUACAGCUCCAUGGUGGGAGUCCCCUUCGAACACCACAGAGGCAGCACAUAGAUUACAUGGUCCCAAGCCAGAACAGAUCCCCAUUCCAGAUGCUAUGCUGAGGCCCGUUACGGAUGGGCCUCCCCUCAUCUUCAACAUGUCUGCAAUAUGUAUUGCUUACGCUUAUGUUACUCGCCAUCUAGGAACGUCGCCGCUAUCAACACUGACACCAAACGACCCGAAUUAUGAUGAAGCGCGACGCCUUAUUUCCCAGCUCGUCCCCUUCGUCGUCGAGCGAAGGGCAACAACUCUACAUUCCGAUAUCAGUGCCGUCAUAACGGACAUUUGGUCAAGGCUCGACGUGGGUGUACCAUCAUCCGAUCUCUUUGCGCUUCUCUUACAAGACGCGGCGCAUCUUCUGAAGCCCUUAUGGGUCACGCAGUUGUCGUCACAACCCACUCAGCGGGGGGUCGAUUAUUCUUCGCAUCCGCACGGCACACCUCUUCUCGUCCUGUCCGAUUUAAGUAGGCUCUUUUCAUCACCCUUGCGACUAGCGGGGUCCUCUUCGACGGCUGGUACCAACCACGUCACGCGCAAAAUCUUGUUCUAUCUCGCUUAUAUACUCUCUACUCCUACUACCGUCCUGCAAAACAUAUCGCGGGAGUCAGCAGAAAGGGCCGACAUGUAUCGAGAAGAACAAUCUCGAAGAAAGGAAGAAAAGGGGGUGAAGGCAGAUAGAUCGAUAUCCGGGAGUCGUCCUGAUCUCAUUGAGGAACUAUGA
This is a messenger RNA of Laccaria bicolor S238N-H82, 1521 nucleotides long. RefSeq lists its product as uncharacterized. Lineage: Eukaryota; Fungi; Basidiomycota; Agaricomycetes; Agaricales; Hydnangiaceae. The record is from RefSeq and is a predicted model, not a curated record. The transcript is spliced from 7 exons. The coding region runs from base 1 to 1521 and encodes 506 amino acids.